AUGGAACACGUAAUUGAUGAAGCUCAUCCUCAUGAUCCAUAUAAUAUUCCAGAUCCUGUGGUUGAGCACCUUAGACGUGCGAGUUUUUACCAUGUAGCACACAUGCAGCAUUUGUCGAUUGAUCCUAGACUUAUCAGUGCACUAAUUGAGCGUUGGCGUCCGAAAACUCAUGCAUUCCACAUGCCGCAGGGCGAAGUGACCAUAACACUAGAGGAUGUUGCAGCAAUUCUUGGUUUGUCUUCGGAUGGACAAGCACUGUUUGGAACAACGUGUGCUGAAUGGUCACAGUCGGGAAACAAGGUUGCAGUAAGAUAUAUGCCAUUUUUAGGAGGAGAUUUUGCAGAUAUAACCUCCUACAGCUGGGGUGCGGCAGUGUUAGCACGUCUGUAUAGGGAGAUGUGUCAGGCGACCAACCCAAAGGCCAGGGAAAUAGCUGGUUGCACAACAUUUGGGCAUGGGUCAGAUUCCUUCUUCUUGGGGUGGUGA
Molecule: messenger RNA, 486 nt
Organism: Gastrolobium bilobum
Lineage: Eukaryota; Viridiplantae; Streptophyta; Magnoliopsida; Fabales; Fabaceae
Product: protein MAIN-LIKE 2-like
Exons: 3
Coding region: 1-486 (161 amino acids)
Biological process (GO): meristem maintenance; meristem development
Source: RefSeq, a predicted model, not a curated record